Oncorhynchus keta (chum salmon) is the source of this 7982-nucleotide messenger RNA. RefSeq names its product copine IVb (gene cpne4b). Bases 335 to 1999 code for a protein of 554 amino acids. Lineage: Eukaryota; Metazoa; Chordata; Actinopteri; Salmoniformes; Salmonidae. Gene Ontology annotation, biological process: cellular response to calcium ion. Gene Ontology annotation, molecular function: calcium-dependent phospholipid binding. The record is from RefSeq and is a predicted model, not a curated record. The transcript is spliced from 18 exons. Gene Ontology annotation, cellular component: plasma membrane.
GACAGAGGGAGGGAGAAAGACAGAAGUAGAGACAGAUUAAGAGACAGAGAGAGAGAGAGAUGUUCUCUUCAUUCAUACCAUGAGGACCCUGAUGUACUGUAUCCCCUGUCUGCGCAUGGCUUGAGGUGCAAGGCUCAGUACCUACUGCUUAGCUGACGUACGGAGAGAGGGAAAGAAAGAGAGAGAGAGAGAGAGAGAGAGAGAGAGAAGCGGGAUGGGUGCAGAGUGUGUGAGGACGGCGAAGUCACUGUGAUUCCGCCCAGCAGUGAAGUUUCCUUCAUCUCACUGCUAAACCUGUCUCUACCUGGUACCUGAGGUCCUGUCUGUGUCCAGCAUGAGUAACAUCUAUGAGUCUGCAGAGGCGACCCUCGGCCUGUGCAACUCUUCCUGUCUGACAAAGGUUGAGCUGAGAGUGGCUUGUCGAGGGAUCUCAGACCGAGAUGCCCUUUCUAAACCAGACCCCUGUGUUGUACUCAAGAUGCAGUCACACGGGCAGUGGUUCGAGGUGGACCGGACAGAGGUGAUUCGUAGCAGUAUCAAUCCAGUGUUUUCCAAGGUGUUUCUGGUUGACUUCUACUUUGAGGAGGUUCAGCGUCUUCGCUAUGAGCUACAUGACAUCAGCUCCGCUCACAAUGGACUCAGAGACACAGACUUCCUCGGAGCUAUGGAGUGCACGUUGGGACAAAUCGUGUCCCAGAGGAAACUGUCCAAAGCGUUACUUAAACAGGGAAACACUACCAGCAAGUCCUCCAUCACAGUAACAUCAGAGGAGUUAUCGGGUAAUGAUGACUACGUAGAACUCUCCUUCAGCGCUCGCAAACUAGACGACAAGGAUUUCUUUAGUAAAUCAGAUCCGUUUUUGGAAAUCUUCAGAAUAAAUGAUGAUGGCAGCGGAUCACUAGUUCACAGAACUGAGACGGUGAUGAACGACCUCAGCCCGGUGUGGAAGUCAUUCAAGGUCUCUCUCAACACACUAUGUAGCGGAGACCAUGACCGCCAACUAAAGUGCACAGUGUAUGAUUGGGACUCCAAUGGGAAGCACGACUUCAUUGGAGAGUUCCAGACCACCUAUAAGGAGAUACGCACAGACCUGGAAGGGAGACAGAUGCAAUGGGACUGUAUAAACCCUAAGUACCAGGUGAAGAAGAAACACUACAGAAACUCUGGUGUCGUCGUCCUCAACCACUGUAAGGUCAUCAAGAUGUAUUCUUUCCUGGAUUACAUCAUGGGAGGCUGUCAGAUCCAGUUCACAGUGGCCAUAGACUUUACAGCAUCAAACGGAGACCCCGGAAACAGCUGUUCUCUCCACUACAUCCAUCCGUACCAGCCCAAUGAGUACCUGAAAGCCCUGGUGGCUGUGGGAGAAAUAUGUCAAGACUACGACAGUGACAAGAUGUUUCCAGUUUUUGGGUUUGGAGCUCAGAUCCCACCUGACUUUAAGGUGUCACACGAUUUUGCCGUGAACUUUGAUGAAGACAAUCCGGAAUGUUCCGGUAUCCAGGGUGUGGUGGAAGCCUACCAGGCCUGUCUUCCUAAGAUCCAGCUGUACGGACCGACCAACAUUGCUCCCAUCAUACAGAAAGUUGCUUCUUCUGCCUCAGAGGAGAUGCACACCAUGGAAGCUAUGGAGUAUUUCAUCCUGUUGAUCCUAACAGAUGGAGUGAUAACAGACAUGGCUGACACUAGAGAAGCUAUAGUACAUGCUUCCCACCUACCCAUGUCUGUCAUCAUAGUAGGAGUGGGAAACGCUGACUUCAGUGACAUGCAGAUGCUGGAUGGAGACGAUGGAAUACUCAGGUCCCCAAAAGGAGAACCUGUUCUCAGAGACAUUGUCCAGUUUGUUCCCUUCAAAGACUUCAAACACGCGUCCCCGGCUGCGCUAGCUAAGAGUGUGCUAGCAGAGGUACCCAAUCAGGUGGUGGAUUACUACAAUGCCAAAGGAAUCCAUCCCAAAUGUCUGUCUGACUACGACGAAUCUACCAGACCCUUCAGCCCCUGACCACACACAUACACACGUAUUCAUCACACACACAUUAAACACACACACAUACACAUGUUAUAAACACAAACUAAUACAUACUCACCCAUACACACACCCUGCAUACAGUAGUGUAGCUCAGAGAAGUAGUUUGGUGGGUUUAACUAUCAAUCAUUCAAAUGUGUUUAGAAAGGCCGGAACCUAGGAAGAAACCUAGAAAGGAAGCAGGCUAUGAGGGGUGGCCAGUCUUCUUCUGGCUGUGCCGGGUGGAGAUUAUAACGAUCAUUCAGAGUUUCUCUACUGCUCCUGCUGUCUCUAGAGAGUUGAAAACAGCAGGUCUGGGACAAGGUGGCACGUCUGGUGAACAGGUCAGGGUUCCAUAGCCGCAGGCAGAACAGUUUAAACUGGAGCAGCAGCACGACCAGUCGGACUGAGGACAGUAAGGAGUCAUCAGGCCAGGUAUUCCUGAGGCAGGAGAGUGAGAAGGAGAGGGAGAGGGAGAGAAUAGAGAGAAUUAGAGAGAGCAUACUUAAAUUCACACAGGACACCGGAUAAGGCAGAAGAAAUACUCCAGAUAUAACAGACUGACCCUAGCCCCCUGACACAUAAACUAUUGCAGCAUAAAUAAUGGAGGCUGAGACAGGAAGGGUCAGGACACACUGUGGCUCCGUCUGACGAUACCCCCAGACAGGGCCAAACAGGUAGGAUAUAACACUUUGCCAAAGCACAGCCCCCACACCACAAGAGGGAUAUCUUCAACCACGAGCAUACUAUCCUGAGACAAGGCCGAGUAUAGCCCACGAAGAUCUCCCCCACGGCACGAACCCAAGGGGGGGCACCAACCCGGACAGGAAGAUCACGUCAAUGACUAAACCCACUCAAGUGACGCACCCCUCCUAGGGACGGCAUGGAAAAGCACCAGUAAGUCAGUGACUCAGCCCCUGUAAUAGGGUUUGAGGCAGAGAAUCCCAGUGGAGAGCUGGAAUCGGCCAGGCAGAGACAGCAAGGGCGGUUCGUUGCUCCAGUGCCUUUGGGUUCACCUUCACACUCCUGGGCCAGACUACACUCAAUCAUAGGACCUACUGAAGAGAUGAGUCUUCAAUAAAGACUUAAAGGUCGAGACCGAGUCUGCGUCUCUCACAUGGGUAGGCAGACCAUUCCAUAAAAAUGUAGCUUUAUUGGGGAAAGCCAUGACUCCAGCUGUUUGCUUAGAAAUUCUAGGGACAGUAAGGACGCCUGCGUCUUGUGUCGGUAUGUACGGCAGGACCAAAUCGGAAAGAUACGUUGGAGCAAGCCCAUGUAAUGCUUUGUAGGUUAGCAGUAAAACCUUGAAAUAAGCCCUAGCCUUCACAGGAAGCCAGUGUAGAGAGGCUAGCACUAGAGUAAUAUGAUCAAAUUUUUUGGUUCUAGUCAAGAUUCUAGCAGCUGUGUUUAGCGCUAUCUGAAGUUUAUUUAGUGCUUUAUCCGGGUACCCGGAAAGUAGAGCAGUGCAGUAGUCUAACCUAGAAAUGACAAAAGCAUGGAUACAUUUUUCUGAAUCAUUUUUGGACAGAAAGUUUCUGAUUUUUGCAAUGUUGCGUAGAUGGAAAAAGCUGUCCUUGAAACAGUCUUGAUAUGUUCGUCAAAAGAGAGAUCAGGGUCCAGAGUAACGCCAAGGUUCUUCACAGUUUUAUUUGAGACGACUGUACAACCAUCAAGAUUAAUUGUCAUAUUCAACAGAAGAUCUCUUUGUUUCUUGGGACCUAGAACUAGCAUCUCUGUUUUGUCUGAGUUUAAAAGUAGGACAUUUGCUGCCAUCCACUUCCUUAUGUCUGAAACACAGGCUUCCAAGGGAGGGCAAUUUUGGGGCUUCACCAUGUUUCAUUGAAAUGUACAGCUGUGUGUCGUCCGCAUAGCAGUGAAAGUUAACAUUAUGUUUCCGAAUGACAUCACAAAGAGGUGAAAUAUAUAGUGAAAACAAUAGUGGUCCUAAAACGGAGCCUUGAGGAACACCGACAUUUACAGUUGAUUUGUCAGAGGACAAACCAUUGACAGAGACAAACUGAUAUCUUUCCUACAGAUAAGAUCUAAACCAGGCCAGAACUUGUCCGUGUAGACCAUUUGGGUUUCCAAUCUCUACAAAAUAAUGUGUUGAUCUAUGGUAUCAAAAGCAGCACUAAGGUCUAGGAGCGCAAGGACCGAUGCAGAGACUCGGUCUGAUGCCAUUAUAAGGUAAUUUAACAUCUUUACAAGUGCAGUCUCAGUGCUGUGAUGGGGUCUAAAACCAAACUGAAGCGUUUCGUAUACAUUGUUUGUCUUCAGGAAGGCAGUGAGUUGCUGUGCAACAGCCUUUUCUUAAAUGUUUGAGAGGAAUGGGAGAUUCGAUAUAGGCCAAUAGUUUUAAAAAUAUUUUCUUGGUCAAGGUUUGGCUUUUUCAGGAGAGGCUUUAUUUCUGCCACCUUUAGUGAGUUUGGUACACAUCCGGUGGAUAGAGAGCCGUAGGAGUAGUUUAGUAUAGGAGUAGUUUAGUUGGAAUAGGUUCCAGUAUGCAGCUUGAAGGUUUAGGGGCCAUGAUUAUUUUCAUCAAUGUGUCAAAAGAUAUAGCAUUAAAAGACUUGUGUGUCUCACAUGAUCCUAGGUCUUGGCAGUGUUGUGCAGACUCAGGACAACUGAGCUUUGGAGGAAUAGGCAGAUUUAAAGAGGAGCCCGUAAUUUGCUUUCUAAUGAUCAUGAUCUUUUUGUCAAAGAAGUUCAUGAAUUUAUCACUGCUGAAGUGAAAGUCAUCCUCUCUUGAGGAAUGCUGCUUUUUAGUUAACUUCGCAACAGUAUCUUAUUUUCCUCAAUUAACUUGGAAAAAUAGGAUGAUCGAGCAGCAGUGAGGUCUCUUCGAUACUGCACGGUACUGUCUUUCCAAGCUAGUCGGAAGACUUCCAGUUUGGUGUUGCGUCAUUUCCAUUCCAAUUUUCUAGAAGCUUGCUUCAGGGCUCGGGUAUUUUCUGUAUACCAGGGAGCUAGUUUCUUAUGACAAAUGUUUUUAGUUAUUUAGGGUGUGACUGCAUCUAGGGUAUUAGGCAAGGUUAAAUUGAGUUCCUCAGUUAGGUGGUUAUCUGAUUGUUGUGCUCUGGCGUCCUUGGGUAGGUGGAGGGAGUCUGGAAUGGUGAAUCUUUGUGUUGUCUGAGAAUUUAUGGCACGGCUUUUGAUGAUCCUUGGUUGGGGUCUGAGCAGAUUAUUUGUUGCGAUUGAAAACGUAAUAAAAUGGUGGUCUGAUAGUCCAGGAUUAUGAGUAAAAACAUUAAAAUCCACAACAUUUAUUCCACGGGAUAAUGACUGUGGCAGUGAGUAGGUCCGGAGACAUGUUGGACAAAACCCAAUGAUGGCUCCGAAAGCCUUUUGGAGUGGGUCUGUGGACUUUUCCAUGUGAAUAUUAAAAUGUUUAAUAUUUUCUGCCAUGACUUCAAGGUAGGAAUUCAGGGAACUCAGUGAGGCACACUGUAUAUGGCCCAGGAGGCCUGUAAACAGUAGCUAUAAUUGAGUAGGCUGCUUAGAUUUCAUGACUAGAAGCUCAAAAGACGAAAACGCAGUCUUUUUUUGUUGUUGUAAAUUGACAUUUGCUAUCGUGAAUGUUAGCAACACCUCCGCCUUUUGCGGGAUGUGCUGGGGAUAUGGUCACUCGUGUAACCAGGAGGUGAGGCCUCAUUUAACACAAUAAAUUCAUCAGGCUUAAGUCAUGUUUUAGUCAGGCCAAUCACAUCAAGAGAAUGACCAGUGAUUAUUUCAUUGAUUAUAACUGCCUUGGAAGUGAGGGAUCUAAUAUUAAGUAGCCCUAUUUUGAAAUGUGAGAUAUCACAAUCUCUUUCAAUAAUGACAGGAAUGGAGGUCUUUAUUCCAGUGAUAUUGCUAAGGCGAACACUGACAUGUUUAGUUUUGCCCAACCUAGAUCGAGGUACAGACACGGUCUCAAUGGGGAUAGCUGAACUGACUACACUGACUGUGCUAUUGGCAGAAUCCACUAAACUGGCAGGCUGGCUAACAGCCUGCUGCCUGGCCUGCACCCUAUCUCAUUGUGGAGGUAGAGGAGUUAGAGCCCUGUCUAUGUUCAUAGAUAAGAUGAGAGCACCCCUCCAGCUAGGAUGGAGUCCAUCAUUCCUCAGCAGGCCAGGCUUGGUACUGUUUGUGGUUGAGUCCCAGAAAGAGUGCCAAUUAUCUACAAAUUCUAUCUUUUGGGAGGGGCAGAAAACAGUUUUCAACCAGUGAUUGAGUUGUGAGACGCUGUAGAGCUCAUCACUCCCCUUAACUGGGAGGGGGCCAGAGAUAAUUACUCGAUACCGACACAUCUUUCUAGCUGAUUUACACGCUGAAGCUAUGUUGCGCUUGGUGACCUCUUGGUGCUGAAGUGGAUAACAAUAUUACAAUAUUAUUAUUAUACUCUCUACACUCGGCAGUUUUAGCCUUAGCCAACAUCAUCUUCAGAUUAGCCUUAACGUCAGUAGCCCUGCCCCCUGGUAAACAGUGUAUGAUCGCUGGAUGAUUCGUUUUAAGUCUAAUACUGCGGGUAAUGGAGUCACCAAUGACUAGGGUUUUCAAAUUGUCAGAGCUAAUGGUGGGAGGCUUCGGCGUCUCAGACCCCGUAACGGGAGGAGGAGAGACCAGAGAAGGCUCGGCCUCUGACCCGUUGCUUAAUGGGGAGAACCGGUUUAAAGUUUCUGUCGGCUGAAUGAGCGACACCGGUUGAGCAUUCCUACAGCAUUUCCCUCCAGAAGCCAUGAGAAAAUUGUCCGGCUGCGGGGACCGUGCGAGGGGAUUUAUACUAACGUUACUAUCUGUACUUACUGGUGGCACAGACGCUGUUUCAUCCUUUCCUACACUGAAAUUACCCUUGCCUAACGAUUGCGUCUGAAGCUGGGCUUGCAGCUCAGCUAUCCUCGCCGUAAGGUGAUCAGUCUCCUGUAUAUUAUGAGUACAGCGACUGCAAUUAGAGGGCAUCAUGUUAAUACCUAGCUUCGGCUGGUGGAGAUCCUGACGAACCAAGUCCGGGUUGAAAAAGUUGAAUGAAUAAAAAAAAUAUAAAACGGUAAUUAAAAAGUAAAAACUGUAAAGUUGGCAGGUAGCAAAGUAAGGUUAGCAAACAAACUGCACAGCAACACGUUAACAAGUCUACAAGUUGUGACCGGAAAUGAUGUCAUAGAGCAUUACAUAGUGUAUUACUGCAUGCUGGCCCAAUGGGUUUUAUAUCUUACAUUAUAUCACAUAGUCGGUUUGUAUAUACAUGACAUACAUAUGCACACAAACAUAUACACUUGUAGACACACACACACCUUUUAAAGGUGACUUUUACGAUUUGAACAUUAUUACAUACAGCAUAGGCUAAAUAGAGAUUAGUAAGAGACUUAUAAUAACAUACAGUAUUUCUCCAUUGUCUAGGGUUUUGGUAACAUAGAAGACUUUGUAAACAAAUAAUGUAUAGCUUCAAAUCAUGUUUAGAGUGAUGUUUGCUGUCAUGGAAUGUAAUUCCUUCAGCACUAAUGAUAUAUUUCAUAUAGAAUGAAAUGCUAUUUGCAUGUAAAAAUGUCAUUGGAUGAAUGUUCUCUGUUGUUUUUGUUGGUGGCCCACUCUUUGAUGGUUUGCACAUCUUACAGAGUGUGGCUUUUAAGGGGUUAGGGUUGUAUACUAUAAGCUGUGUUAUAUACUUCCUUUUCUACAGGGUUGUUGAGAGUUUGCUAAAUAAAUAGAUCAUUACAAUUGUACUAAUUUCAUAACCUUCGUUACUUGUAAGGCAUUUGAGUGAAUAGCUAUGUGUGUGUGUGUGUGUGUGUGUGUGUGUGUGUGUGUGUGUGUGUGUGUCUGAUGUUUCUGUGGAUUAGGCACUUUACUGUAUUACAGACCAGAUCACAUCAUGUACUAUUGUUUCCCAGAUGCCCUUGUCUCUGUGUGACUGUGUCGGUCUGUUUAUCUGUCUGUCUGUCUGUCUGUUUAUGUCUGUCUGUCUGUCUGUCUGUCUGUCUGUCUGUCUGUCUGUCUGUCUGUC